Messenger RNA from Hippocampus zosterae (dwarf seahorse), 556 nucleotides. RefSeq names its product histone H2A. The transcript has a single exon. Bases 161 to 547 code for a protein of 128 amino acids. Gene Ontology annotation, cellular component: nucleosome. The record is from RefSeq and is a predicted model, not a curated record. NCBI's taxonomy places the organism in Eukaryota, Metazoa, Chordata, Actinopteri, Syngnathiformes, Syngnathidae. Gene Ontology annotation, molecular function: structural constituent of chromatin; DNA binding; protein heterodimerization activity.
UUCUGUUCAAAUUGAACCGCCAAAAUACAAAGUCCCUCCGCGCGCUAAAAGCCUCUUUCCUGGUUGGUCGAACUGAAACGCCCCGGGUAUUCUGCGGCUAUUAAAGCCGGACUUCUACCACCGAGGGCUACAUUUUCUUUCAUUUGCAGAGAAGGACAGAAUGAGCGGAAGAGGGAAAACCGGAGGCAAGGCCAGAGCAAAGGCUAAGACCCGUUCCUCUCGUGCCGGUCUGCAAUUUCCAGUCGGUCGUGUGCACAGACUGCUGCGUAAAGGUAAUUAUGCUCAGCGCGUAGGUGCCGGUGCUCCCGUGUAUUUGGCGGCCGUGCUCGAAUACUUGACCGCUGAAAUCUUGGAGUUGGCCGGCAACGCUGCCCGUGACAACAAGAAGACCAGGAUCAUCCCUCGUCAUCUGCAGCUGGCCGUCCGCAACGACGAGGAGCUCAACAAGCUUCUUGGCGGAGUCACCAUUGCCCAGGGCGGCGUGUUGCCUAACAUCCAGGCCGUUCUUCUGCCUAAGAAGACCGAGAAGGCUGCCAAGUCGAAGUAGAAACGCACU